AUGAGAAUUCCCCCGAUCAGCGUCAUCUUGGCUUGGCCGCGGCCGAAUUACACGAAUCCGGAGACGAAAGGGCCAGGGUUGAUGAUCAUUGAGUUGGUGUUCUUGCUCAUGGCCUUGACAUGCUUGGGAUUGCGCAUGUACGUCAGACUGGUCAUGAUCCGCAAGACUUGGUGGGACGAUUGGCUUAUGGUGGGAGCCAUGGUUUUCUGCAUCGGCGUGACGAUCUGCGUUAUCCUCGCAACGGAGUUGUACGGUUGGAAUCUACACGUAUGGGACGUACCAUUGUCUGAAAUCCGGCAAAGUCGUCAGAUCUCAAUGGCGGCGCAGACGCUGUUUCUGUUUGCAUCUGGCUUCUCGAAGCUUUCGAUUCUCUGUAGCUACCUGAGGAUUGCCGCCCCCGGCACCUGGUUUUCCCGCCUCACCUGGGUCACGGGCAUCCUCGUUUUCCUCUUGACGUGGAUCUUUAUGAUUGUCUUAUGGACUCAGUGCGCACCGAUCUGGCACUAUUGGACCCUCUUUGCCGACUGGGGCAAUUGCAUCCCAGAGUGGCCCCCGCUGGCCGGCCAAGGCAUCACGACCGUCAUGACCGAUAUCGCCGUCUAUCUACUUCCGAUGCCUACACUGUUCAGACUCCAGAUGCCGAUGAUACAGCGCAUCAGCUUGGCGGCGCUCUUCGGUCUUGGCCUGUUAGUGGUCAUCGCGGGCAUCAUGCGCACAUACUGGGUGCUGUACGUCGAGAUCACCUACGUCGAGGACCCGAGUUACGAUCUGACGUGGGAUUCGUACAAUAUCUGGAUCUGGACAGCUCUCGAGGCCAAUUUCGCCAUCAUUUGCGGCUGUGCACCCGCGAUUCGACGACUAUUCACCAAAGGUGGGAAUCAGAGUCAGUUCAAGGUCGGCAGCUCCGUACAGACAAUUGGCUCCUCAGGUAUGAAGAGAAAGAGGGGCAAAGGGGGCUCAGGAAACGACUUGGAAGGACAUGGACUCUCAGCUUUCGAGUCGAGAGCGGAUAAUGAUAACGAUGCGUCUGUGACGGAGCUGGUACAUUUGGAGGGUGAGGAUAAAAAGACAUGA
Molecule: messenger RNA, 1074 nt
Organism: Colletotrichum gloeosporioides
Lineage: Eukaryota; Fungi; Ascomycota; Sordariomycetes; Glomerellales; Glomerellaceae
Exons: 5
Coding region: 1-1074 (357 amino acids)
Source: RefSeq, a predicted model, not a curated record